Ailuropoda melanoleuca (giant panda) is the source of this 5635-nucleotide messenger RNA. RefSeq names its product family with sequence similarity 241 member A (gene FAM241A). The record is from RefSeq and is a predicted model, not a curated record. The transcript is spliced from 3 exons. Gene Ontology annotation, cellular component: intracellular membrane-bounded organelle. The coding region runs from base 188 to 598 and encodes 136 amino acids. Lineage: Eukaryota; Metazoa; Chordata; Mammalia; Carnivora; Ursidae.
AGCCAGUGACAGGAGAGGCCGGGCCGGGGCGGUACUUCUGGCACCCUGGCAAGCCCGGCGAGCUCCCGAGGCUCCUGUCUGUGGCAGCGCGGCGGAUCUCCGGGCGGCCCACGGGUGGCGGCCGCUGCCUUCCGUUUCUCGCUUGCCUCCUCCGGCGGCUGUCCGGGCAGCGGGAGUUGGCGACGGGAUGUGCUCGGCCGGGGAGCUGCUUGGCGGCAGCGGCGGCGGCGGCAGCAGCGGGGAGCGCGACGAGGACGGGGACGCGCUGGCGGAGCGGCCGGUGGCGGGGACAGAGCCGGAGCCCGGGGCGAGCCCGAGGCGGCGCCGGCGGCGGCCAAAAGAAACUAGUAGCGGUAUUGAAGAGUCACAAAACCACACUGGCGAGCCUGUUGGAGAUGACUACAAAAAGAUGGGAACACUUUUUGGUGAAUUGAACAAAAGCCUCAUCGAGAUGGGCUUCACAAGGAUGUAUUUUGGAGAGCGAAUUGUGGAACCAGUAAUAGUCAUUUUCUUUUGGAUUAUGCUGUGGUUCCUUGGCCUACAAGCCCUUGGACUAGUUGCUGUUCUUUGCCUUGUCAUUAUUUAUGUGCAACAGUAAAAUAUGGCUGAAUAAGCUGUUGUUUCACAUUUGGUAGCCAUAUAUGUGAUUGGUGAAGUUAUAUAUUUCACUACAUGAAAGCCGAAAAGUUUGCCUUGUUUCAAAUUGUGUGCUGUUUUGUAAUUAAAUUUAUAAGUGGAUGUUGUUUAAAACUAAACUCAACUCUUGAUUAUAACAGGGUUGAAUAGACAUUUGGUAGCUUAUUCAAAAGUCUUGUUUUACUACUGUGAUCUGUGCCCACUUUUAAACACCCCACCCUAUUCGAUGCCAAAUCUUAACACCACCAAAAAGUGAGCAGGGAAAAUAACAGGAUAUGGCAUUCAAACCAGACAACAUAGAUCUUGUAAAGAAUUCCAAUAAAACAUUUUAGAAGAAAAAGGAUGAAACAAGGACCUAAAAAAAAGUUUUAAUGGGAGAAUUGUCCCCACCCAUACCCACCAAAUAACCCCUUAUUAUUUGGGAAAUAAUUUGAAUAUCUAUUGUUCCUGCUCAGCCCAAACCAAUAUAAAUGAUAAUUACUAUACACUACCUUAAUAUUGUGAUGAAAAUCAGUAAAGCUAGCACAUUUUCUAAAGAUUGAAAAGGAUGUGUUUAUUAUGGCUAAUGAAAGUUAAAUGUAACUUUUUUAUAAUGUAAUAUUUGGGCUUGGAAUCACUUCAGAAUAUCAUUUGAAGUUUUAGACAAUUUUGGUGCUAAUUACCUUUUGUGAAUUUUUUAAGUCUCAUAAGCCAUGUCCAUUGCUGGCUGCAGCCUAUGGUAAUGCUGUAUUUUCUCGUACUUAAUAAGUUGCGUUUUUGUUUUUUUUUCUAGAGAGACAUUUUCCAUGUAUUUUUUUCCAGAAAUUUACAUUUUAUAGUUCUUUUAUAACAAUUAUUCUAAGAUUUAAAAAAAUGUAUUUCCUAUCUUGGCAUGGAUUUUUUUCCCAAAAAUUGAUUUGUAUUAUGGCUGAAUUAUUUUACUAUGCCUUUAAAGAAAAAAAAAUCAGCUCAUUUUCUUUGACAUCUGUAUUGGAAAGUACAGUAUUACAGUAUAAAACUAAAUGCUUAAGUUUGAAAUUUAACAUCCAAUUGUAAUAAUAUUCCUCUAAGGCUAAAGCCACAUCAGUAAUUGGCCAAUCAUGUUAUUAAUGUGUUUUAAUUUAGCACUUUGGGGUUUUAUAUUGAAAUAAGCAUUUCUUUAAGUACACUUUAAUAAUAGAAAAUGGCUUAGUGAUAUUCUGGAUUUUGUUAAAGAAACUAAAACCUGUACACUUGCGCCUCAGACACCUUCUAUACAGACAAAGGAGAGAUACUAAAGAUAAUUAUCUAGAAAUUGAAGUUAAAUAAGAGGAAAAUGGGACAAUAAGGUAUUUUUAUCUUUGGCAGGGCAGUAACUAAAAUGUAUAAAGUAUUUAAUAUAAUGCUUUGUAAAGUUUGUACCCAAUCCUGUUUAAAAAAUUUAUUCUCUAAGUUCUCAGUGUCUUCCAUGCUAAAGCAGAAAACUGAUGAAAAAUGUUCAACUUAGAUUUCUAAAAUCAACAAAAAUACCAAUCAGAGGGCACUAAAAAGUACUGUGGAUUUGUAUAAAUACAGACCUUUUAAAGUUUGACAAAAAAGGAAAGGACUUUGUAGUAUACCAUUGUGUUUUUAUUGGGUUUGAAAUAUUUUUAUAGAAACCUUUAUGAAUUUGGCAUAGGGCAAGUUAUUUGAAAAGAUGUCUUCAUUUGUGCACAGAAUUGUGAGGUUUUUAAUAGAAGUCAUGAGAUUUUGUAUAUCUACAUUAAGUAUUAAGAAGUGCAUUCUUUUCUAAUGCUACCAAGAAUUUUAAUUUUCCUUUGGAAUAUAAAAAAGAUACAGUAUGCAUAAUAAUAGCUCUAAUUCCACCAAUGCUAAUAUUGAAAAAAAAUUUUAAAGUAAGUUUGAACAGUAAUUAUUUAAAGUAUACUGUCAAUACUAUGUGUCUGCACACUGCUGUUAAUAGGGUAUAUAUUAAAUCACAUAAAGAGAUAUUUUGCUGCUAUUCUUUCUGAAUUUUUUAUUGGUUAGAGGACUGUACUAUCAAAUUGUUUCCUUUGAUGGGGAAAAAACAAACUUUGUUUAUUUGAUGGAAAUAAUAUAUUUUCUUUUAUGAAAUAUAUUAGAAUGUAGAUUAUAUUUGUACCCUGAAAUGGAAAGAAGCUGGUCAUUUCUUUGGUUCACAGUAUAAAGAAUUAAAUGGAAAAUGGUUCUCAAUCAUUUCAAUCUCAGAUACGAGCCAAUUUUAGAAACUGUUAUUCCUUAGGAAUAAGGACAUAGAAGUUAUAUUGUGAAGGUUAUUAGAUUAUUGUAUGUACUUCAUUCAUACCACCACUCUCAAUUCAAAUGGAAAAGGUUAAAAUGUACAAGUGAACUGGCCAGAGAUGAAUAAGUCAUUUUUCCUUAAAGCAGAAACUCAGAGUUUUGUGGAAUUCAGUCCUCUCAUAUCUUAAGCUGUGAUAUGCAAGAUAUUUUCCUAUUCCUGGCCACCAGUCAAAUCAUAUUUGGUCCAGUAGUGUGCCGGAGCCAGCUUGCCCUGACUUGCAAAACACAUUAUAUACCUUUUUUCCCCAGUCUGCCUUCAGUGGCAUCAUUUGGUAGCCUGAUAUUGUCUAUGAGGGGAAUAUUUACACUAUCCAAAUUGGCAAACACAACAAAUCAGGGCUCUUUUCUCCUGGCAAGCCAGCUGUUCAACAUAUAUCAGCAUGCCACCUAUUAGCCACCCUAGAGGUCACAUGCCCAUUUUGACUUCUGUAGAUCAAAAAGGAAGCAUAUUGAGGCAAGUCCCCAUCAACCCAUCCAAAACUGUAUUUGGAUCUUUUCCACGUGGGAAUUUUGAAUUAUGGUUGUUUUCUGACCAACACAUCUCUACGUCAUCAUGUUUUGAAAAUCUCUCUGGGCUGUCACUGAGCUGCAAAUCCAUUGUUCCAGAUAUCAGGAAAUUAAUAGUUACAGAACUGAUGGAAGGCAAAUUACAGCAUAAGUGAAGAUUUGUUGUAAAGUAGAAAGUUCAAAAUAGUCAAAGCUAGAUAUUGAGCAAUUAAGGGCUGUUUGUGUGGUUUGUAGAUUAUAUUUAACAGUUAUUUUACAAAUGUUUACUGAUUUCAGAUGAUUUUAAAUGUUUUUAUUGUCAACUCAUGGCCUCAAAAGGUCAAAGAAGAGAAAACAGUUAAGACUUUCAUACCUGUUAAUACUUCUAGUAAUAGACUUGGCCAAGGAGAAUAUAAGGAGAACACAGCCUAUUCUCUCACCACCCUACACAUUGCCUUGGACAAUGUGUCCACUCCCAUGGUUUCAGUUACAUUGCAUACUAACAACUCUGCAAUCGGUAUCUCCAGUUCAGAGCACCAUACAGAAUAUAAAAUCCAUAAUUUCAAUUGCUUGCCCAGCAUUCGUACUUCCUUGUCCCUUAGUACCUCAGGUUUGGUAUACCCAAAAUAAAAAGGAACUCAGCAUCCUUCUCCCAAACCUUUUUUUUUUCUUCCUAUGUUUCCAAUCUCAGUAAAUGACAGUUGUCUCCUACACUGCCCACUUAUACCAGUCACCGAGUCCUGUCUACUUUACUUCCUAAAAAAUGUCUUUAAACUUUACACUUCUCUUGAUUCCCGGUAUCACUAACUUAGUUCAUACCACCAUCAACUCCCUGGACUGCUUUCACAGAAUCCUAAUUGGUCUCCCCUGCCUUCAUUUUUCACUCUACAGUCGGCAUAAUCUUUCUAAAUCAUAACUCUGAUCUCCUUGGUUUAGAUCUUUUCAAUGGCUUCCUGUUGCCAUUAUGAUAAUGUGCUUACUCCUAAGUAUGUUUUAAAGGCCCCUCAAGAACUGGUUCUUGUGUACAUCAUCUCUUUGUACUACUACUGUCCCUUUCCAACACUCAGCUUUACUGAAUUUGUUUUUUCAGUUCCUUGUGAGACAUGCUUACUCACUUCCAGAACUCUGUAUAUGCUUUAGCUUCUCUCUUUAGCCCCUCCCCACCAAACUAACGAACACAUCCACAGCUUUAAGACCUUUAGACAUAAUGUCCCCCAGGAAAAUUUCUCUGUUAAGUCCAGUUUUGAUAUUUCAUGUGCUUUCAGAGAACCCUGCACUUCCACUAUCAGUACUUGUCAUGCUAUAUUGCAAUAGCUUAUUUCUCAGCUUCUUCCUUUUUUUCUUAAAGAUUUAUUCAUUUAUUUGUGAGAGAGAGCGCGCGUACACACACCCACUCAAGUGGGGAGGGGCAAAGGGAGAGAGAGAGAAAGAAUCCCAAGCAGGCCCGUGCUGAGCAGAAAAGUCUGAGGCAGGACUCGAUCCCUCCAACCCAAGAUCACUACCCGAGCCGAAACCAAGGGUCCACCGCCCAACCUAUCGAAGCCAUACAGGCACCCCUGUCAGCUUCUUCCUUUAGACAAUAGGCUUCACAAAGGCAGAGAACAUGUCUAUGCAGUUCAUAAAUUGCAUUGUGUAACACAAUGCCUGGCAUAUAAUAUAUGCUCAAAAUAUUUGGUAAAUUAAUAAAUCAACUUCAUUUAUUCAUGUACUCCCUAUAGUGCAUUAACAAAGAUUUAGCAUUGGUUGCAUUUUAGAGUUCUUUCACUCCAAAAGUAUUAGUCUAUAAUGCAUAAAGAAAGUGAAUUGAUGUAUAUGUUAUCAUUUAUAAAGUUUAUUCACGUUUGAUGGAAGAAUAUUGCUAUUAUUUGCAUAUACAGUAUUAUUACCAUACACUUGCAUAUUUUUAGGAGACUGUAUGUAUUUUCAGUGUUGUACUUAAUGAAAUCACUAUUUCUCCAGAAAGAAUAUUUUAGAAUACAUGUGGUCAUUGACGCUACCUAAAUUUCAUAUUUUUCCAGUAUUUUUCAAUAGAUUUUUAUCUACUAAAUUUUAAUUUUUUAAAAAAACUCAAAAGUUGUGAUCAGGAAUUCUCAAGUAUCUAAGCUUGGGUAUUUCAGGCUACAGAAUAAAUCCACUACUAGAAUGUUCUAGUUACCCAGAUCAUAUAUGUUAAUAACAUGUAUAUAUAUAAAGUACUUUGUUAUUUUUUCCAAUAAAUAAUACUCUUUCACAA